CAUUGUGCUAGGUCAGUUACAUAUAUGGGAGAUCCAUUGCAUUAGCAUUAACUCUUACAACUCGUAACGGCUUCUUGAGGAAAUCUCCGCAGGUAGAUGCGUAAUUCAUUGAGUAUCAUGUGGUAUGAAGUGAUUGGGCUACCGUUUCUGGGCCACCUAUUAUCAUUUUGACUAUGGUUCAAUGGGUGGGGAUGGUUCCGACUGUUCUCGAACUACACUGUCUUCGAACUGGGACCCCUCAUUUGAAAACAAAACCACAAACCAUUGUAGAGAUUCCUUUCAGUCUAUAGUGGAACUUGAACCGAAACGGUAGAAUCUCCUGAACUUUUUGAAAAAACCUUCGAUCGCGUCGCAAUGUACUUGCUAGUGUUCUUCGGAACGAUUGCCACUCUAGGCACCCUCUGGUAUUGGACCUACCGAUGGCAGUUCAAGUUCGCGGACAAAUGGCCCUCGGUUCGACCGCGAUAUGCCAUUGUGGGCAAUGCACUGAUUAUGUUGUGGAAGAACGACGUCCAACGGUUCCAGGAGAUCAAACGAGUGUUUAGCGAGUGCGAUCGGAUUCUGACGGCGUGGGCUGGGCCGAAAAUGUUCCUGAUUACCAGUCAUCCGGAUAUCGUGCACCAGAUCCUGUCGAGUCCGGACUGCUUGGAGCGGCCGUUCCUGUACCGGUUUGCUGGAUUUACGCAGGGAAUCUUCACGGCCAAGUUGCCAGUGUGGAAGGAUAACCGCAAGCGGUUGAAUUCCACUUUCAACCAGAGGAUUGUGCAUGGGUUCGUUCCGUACUUUGUCAAGUGUUGCGAGAAGAUGACGAAAAGUUUGCUCGAAUGUGCCGAUGGGGAAACGGUCAACAUCCAGAAGUACACGGCGGUUUGUGCCCUGGAGAUGGCCGCCGGAACGACUCUCGGCGGGGAUGUACUCCAGCAGGGCGAUGGCAAGGAGGAGUUCAAACGUGGACUGGAUUUAGCUUUCAAUGGUGCGUCAAGAAGAAUGGUUACAGUUCCUUUCUAUUCAGAUUUAAUUUACCAGAUGACACAUCACUACAAAGAACUGAUGGAGGGUCGACGAAUAAUCUGUGAUUUCUUCACAAAGCUACUGAUUGAAAGAAAGAAAUUCCUUCUGGACCACAGCAAGAACACCGAUGUUGAUACCGAGGAGGAAUACAAUAAACCCAAAAUCUUGGUCGAUCAACUGCUUGGGGUCAGCCACGAUGGCAGACAAUUCAACGACAUUCAGAUCAGAGACAAUGUCUACGCGGUUAUCACAGGGGCCACCGACACCACCAGCCUAGCUACAGCCCACGCCUGUCUCUUCCUGUCGUUCUACCCGGAUAUCCAGGAACGACUGCAUGCCGAGCUAGCCGAAGUUUUCCCCGGCAACAUCGCAGACUACACGCCGGAAAACAUCAAGAAGCUCACCUACCUGGACAUGUUCAUCAACGAAGUUCAGCGACACUGCACGGUUGUGCCUUAUGUGGCCCGGGAGAAUACCGCUGAGAUCGAAAUCGACGGGGUUAAGGUUCCCCCGGGUAACAUUUUCAUCAUGAGCCUCUACGCGAUGCACAAGCGGCCGGAUAUUUGGGGUCCCGACGCGGAGAAGUUCGAUCCAGAAAAUUUCACCGAAGAACGAAUCAAGGACAGACAUCCGGCGGCGUUUCUUCCGUACAGUGCCGGCAGCAAGAAUUGCUUGGGUUGGCGUUACGCCAUCUUCGGAAUGAAGUUGAUCAUGAUCCACCUGGUGAGGAACUUCCACUUCAGUUCUAAAAUCAAACACGAAGAUAUGCAGUUCAGACAUGAUCUGACACUGAAGCUACCGUUUCAGCAUUUGGUGCAGCUUAAAAAGCGGAAUCCUGGAAAAAUCCUGACGAUGGUAGAGUGA
This is a messenger RNA of Aedes aegypti (yellow fever mosquito), 1875 nucleotides long. RefSeq names its product probable cytochrome P450 313a4. The record is from RefSeq and is a predicted model, not a curated record. The transcript is spliced from 5 exons. Gene Ontology annotation, molecular function: monooxygenase activity; iron ion binding; oxidoreductase activity, acting on paired donors, with incorporation or reduction of molecular oxygen. NCBI's taxonomy places the organism in Eukaryota, Metazoa, Arthropoda, Insecta, Diptera, Culicidae. Bases 355 to 1875 code for a protein of 506 amino acids.